GGCGGGCCUCCCCGCCGUUCUUGCACGCCCGGCCUGAGGCCUGGGCCCAGCUGGGCCGAGCCGCCAGGUUACGAGUUGGCGCUCAGGUUUCUGGAGUCUCAGCUUUUACCACCGCAGCCCUCUCUGAACCUGUUGCUUCGUCUUUCAAUUGGGACUAGGAUUGAAAGAGACGAUGCGUAGAAAGCGCUUGGCACAAUGGAGGCCGUCAACAAAUGGGAGUUGUUGCUUUGACUAUUGUAAUCUGUUCAUUCCACAAACUUUCCUGGAUCUGGUGACUAAGCGGAGCGGGGGCCCUCACCCAGAAGGUGACAGAGAAAUGGCUUGUUAGUGGAACUCAAAGAAAAUGCGGUCGGGGUGGAUGGAGUGUAGAGCUCCAAGCAAGGAGCGGUGGGAAAUGAGCUGUGGCCAGGUGUUUGGCCGCUUGAGGGAGUUUGUCUUGAGGACACUAGGGAGCCAUGGAAGGGCUUCAAGCCAGGGAGAGUCAUGUCUGAUUCCCUGGUGGUGUGCGAGGUGGACCCAGAGCUAAAGGAAAAGCUGAGGCAAUUCCGCUUCCGAAAAGAGACGGACAACGCAGCCAUAAUAAUGAAGGUGGACAAAGACCGGCAGAUGGUGGUGUUAGAGGAAGAAUUUCAGAACAUUUCUCCAGAGGAACUAAAAACAGAGCUGCCAGAGAGACAGCCGAGGUUCGUGGUUUACAGCUACAAGUAUGUGCACGAGGACGGCCGAGUGUCCUACCCCUUGUGUUUCAUCUUCUCCAGCCCCGUGGGCUGCAAGCCUGAACAACAAAUGAUGUAUGCGGGGAGUAAAAACAGAUUGGUGCAGACGGCGGAGCUCACAAAGGUGUUUGAAAUCCGCACCACUGAAGACCUCACCGAGGCCUGGCUCCAAGAGAAGUUGUCUUUCUUUCGUUGACCUCUGGGUUGGGGAACUGAAAUCCUCAUGUCUGAAUUCCUGAAGAGACUGGGGACUCGGACCCCUAAGGACCUGAACAUCCGAAACCCUAAAGAAAUUAAAAUGCAAGAACUCCUCAGCAGGAGGAGUUUAAUUUAAAGAAAUUAAAAUGCAAGAGAUCCUCA
Molecule: messenger RNA, 1076 nt
Organism: Leopardus geoffroyi (Geoffroy's cat)
Lineage: Eukaryota; Metazoa; Chordata; Mammalia; Carnivora; Felidae
Gene: GMFG
Product: glia maturation factor gamma
Exons: 7
Coding region: 484-912 (142 amino acids)
Biological process (GO): negative regulation of Arp2/3 complex-mediated actin nucleation; actin filament debranching
Cellular component (GO): actin cortical patch
Molecular function (GO): Arp2/3 complex binding; actin binding
Source: RefSeq, a predicted model, not a curated record